Molecule: messenger RNA, 2031 nt
Organism: Eurytemora carolleeae
Lineage: Eukaryota; Metazoa; Arthropoda; Copepoda; Calanoida; Temoridae
Exons: 8
Coding region: 18-770 (250 amino acids)
Molecular function (GO): calcium ion binding
Source: RefSeq, a predicted model, not a curated record
UGUAAAUUAUGAUUUAGAUGUUUGGACAGAGUACAGUAUGUUUGCUUCUAACAAUGUUAAAUAUAUCUCUGGCUCAGAACUACCCGCCUGGAGUACCUGUUCCUAGAACUCAAGGCGAAGAAAUCCGGUUUCACGAGCCAGCUGGUCAGCCUGCUGUUCAACCUCAACCCCCUGGAGGUCAACCAGCCUUUCAGGGUCAACCAGGAGCUCAAGGUCAACCUGCCUUUCAGGGUCAACAAGGACCUGCAGGUCAACCUGUCCGUCAAUAUGAACAUGCUCCCCCAGCUCCUCAAGCACAACCUCAGUACAAUCCGGGACAGGGUCAACCAAACUAUCAGCCUCCAGACAAUAAACCAGAGUACAGGAGUAGAACAGGGCCCCCUGCUAUGAGACACACCAAUAUACACUUCAAUAUGGAGGAGGAGAGAGAGCAUCUGAAGAGCCAUAUCAAGGAGGAAUAUAUUGAUAAAGAGAAAUUGGAUGAUUCGGCUCUUCUUAUGCAGUAUUUUAAGAAGCAUGACACCGAUGGUAAUCUUCGCCUGGACGGAUUAGAGCUUCUCAAGUCUAUUGCCCGAUUGUCCCAUGAGGAUCAUGAUCAUGAGGAUGAAGAGGAUGUAGAAGAGGGUGCUAGGGCACUUCCUCCCCGGGAACCUCUUGAUCUAGAGAAACUUACCGAUGUGGUGGAUCAAAUACUGGAACAGGAUGAUAAGAAUCACGAUGGGUAUAUUACAUGGGCAGAGUUCUUACUUAGACAGAGAGGCAAUCAUUAGAAUCAGAACCAGGACCAGUACAAGGACCAGAACAAGAACAAGGACCAGAACCUGGACCUUAACAGAACAAGGACUAUGGGAUCAAGUUUAGACGAGGACCUAAACCAAAACCAACCAAUUUUAGGAAACCAUGCAGAACGUACCAAGUAAGGACUCAUAGUUAGCAGUGCCAAAAGUAGUUUAAACCAAAUAAGAAAAGUUUAAACUACUCUGUAAAGAGCAGAUUAUACGAAUUAUAUUAAUGCCACCUCAACACUAUAUUCAGUUAAAACUGUAAUUCCUUUUUUAAUUUAAAUCCCAAGCAUAUCAGAACUAAAGGGUUUCAGGGCCAAUUAAAAUUCUAUAAAAUCUAUAAAAAAAAUAAGUGUUUCAGAGCCAAUUACAAUAUCUUUAAUGAGACAAAAGUAACCUUAAAAUAAAAACAUAAUUAUAUGAUAUUGUUAUUUAGUUAUCAUGCUUUUUGUAUAGCCUUGUAUUGUUGUAUAUAUAAAGGAAUAUACAGAAAAGUGGUGUACACUACCCUGUUACAUACUGUACGUAGCCGUACAUUUAUUACAGAAGUAAUUUAUAUUAAAUUAUAAAUCCUUCAAAUUUUAAAUUUUUUUUUUCUUUAUCAAGGUUUAACAUUCUUUAUGCUUUCAAACAUACAGGGUGGCGUGAUUUUCACAAUUUAAGGUUUUUGUUUAUUUUUUUAAACUAUAAUUCGAUUGGUAUUAUGUAUAUUCAUCUUUUGUGAUUCUUGUGAUUUCUACUAUUUUUAAUUUGGAAAUUCAAAUCAAAUGUGAUUAUAUAGAACUACUGCAUUCCACUAUCUUAUUGUUCAUAUCACAAUUUUAGUUUUUUUUCUAAUUAUUUAUAGGGAAUAUUGUUUUUUCCUCUCUCAAUAAUACAGGUUGAACCAAAAUUAAAAAUUGCUUUUUUAAAACGUUUUUUAGCAUCGUGACUGUAUCCCCUUAUUGUAUAAGUAUUAAGCCAACCCUUUUGAUUUCACGAUAAAAUGUAAAAUGUAAAAUUAUAUUUUAAUCCUAAUUAAAAAAAACGUGAGCAGGAAAAAUAUGAAUAAAACCACACAUCACGAAUUGCCUUUUUUUUACUUUAUUCCCCCGGCUGGUAACACCACUGCUAGUUUUACCAGUUAUAUAAAUAAUUCCAGUUGAAGUGUUAAUAGAUCAUACUUGACAAUGCAAUUAUUAUUUUUGUCAAAGACAAAAGUACAUUGAAAGUUUCAAUUUUUCCGUCUCAAAUAAAGCCCCCAUGUUUA